AAAAAUAAAAUUACUAGAGACAUCAGCUUAUACAUUAGCAGAGGCUCGGAGAGACUCGGAGACUCGGACCCUCCUCAGUAGCCCCAUACGGCACGUCGUUCUACAGUUCUUGUCGUCAUGGAGCUCAUGUCUCAUUCCUCCACGUUUCUCCUUCCGCCGCUGUUGACGUCCAAUCCGUCGCCGACGUAUGCGCUGGUGGUGCUUAACCAAGGCCUCCUGAGGUCCACUCCACUGCUGUGGAGCCACGCACAGCUGCGGUUGUGCGCUGACGGCGGUGCGAAUCGGCUUUAUGACGACAUGCCUCUGCUCUUGCCUCAUCAAGACGCCUCCGAUGUUCGCAAAAGGUACAAGCCUGACGUUAUCAAAGGUGACUUGGAUUCUAUCAGAAAGGAUGUCUUGGAGUUUUAUGCUAAUAUGGGAACAAAGAUAGUUGAUGAGUCUGAUGAUCAGGACACAACAGAUCUUCACAAGUGUGUGGCAUAUGUAUGUGACUGGGCGCAGAACUACGACAAGUCUGAUCUGUGCAUUCUGGUUGCUGGAGCGCUCGGUGGAAGGUUUGACCAUGAGAUAGGAAACAUCAACGUGCUCUGUCGAUUCUCGACCAUUCGGAUAAUCCUUCUUUCUGAUGAUUGCUUCAUCCACCUUCUCCCACAUACACACCGUCAUGAGAUACACAUUCAGUCUUCAGUUGAAGGUCCUCAUUGUGGACUUAUACCCAUUGGAACUCCAUCUGGAAGUACUACAACCACCGGGCUUCAAUGGGAUCUAAAUGAAACAGAGAUGAGGUUUGGUGGUCUGAUAAGUACUUCAAAUCUUGUCAAAGAAGACAAAAUAACAGUUCAAUCUGAUUCAGAUCUUCUUUGGACUAUAACCAUAAAAAGGCUGUAGUGCAGAGCAUAUGGAGAUGAGUUGCAAAAGCUAACAGAUCACCUCAUUUCCUUUCCUGCAUUGUCAUGGUUCAUCGAGUUAGCAGUGUUCAUAGUUAGAUGUUCGCCUUCAAUCUGCAUCUAGUUUUACCUGUUGCCCCUUCUUGAAUUCCUUUACGGUCUCUGCUCGGCUAGAUUGGAUUUUGUAUUGUUUUAGCAUCUUUAUCCCAUUAAAACAGUCGGAACUGUUGCAUUAUCUGUUCAGUUUGUACUACCAAUUAUGUUCAAGAGUCGAUAUUGCAAUUUGUAUUAUUCACGCA
Molecule: messenger RNA, 1186 nt
Organism: Argentina anserina (silverweed cinquefoil)
Lineage: Eukaryota; Viridiplantae; Streptophyta; Magnoliopsida; Rosales; Rosaceae
Product: thiamine pyrophosphokinase 1
Exons: 6
Coding region: 118-888 (256 amino acids)
Biological process (GO): thiamine diphosphate biosynthetic process; thiamine metabolic process
Molecular function (GO): thiamine diphosphokinase activity; thiamine binding; ATP binding
Source: RefSeq, a predicted model, not a curated record